Molecule: messenger RNA, 834 nt
Organism: Cuscuta campestris
Lineage: Eukaryota; Viridiplantae; Streptophyta; Magnoliopsida; Solanales; Convolvulaceae
Source: the annotation of a GenBank genome assembly
CCAUUGAAUUGUCGUCUUCCAUUCAUUCUCACUGCCAUGCCAUGCCCCAAAUAUAUAUACACAUACAAUAACCACAGAGAGAAACUUAAAGAAAGAAGAUCGAAGAAUUGAAGAAGAAACCCAAGAGCCAUGGAGAUGAAGAGACGAAAAGGCUGCAGCAUUUAUGUUCGGCAAUGGUUUUCGGCUGUUUCCAUUUUUGCCCUCUUAUUGCAAUGCUGUUUUUCUGAUUUGGACUAUAAAGAAGCCCUUUCGAAGAGCCUCUUGUACUUCGAGGCGCAGCGCUCCGGCCGGCUGCCGUACAACCAGAGGGUGUCCUGGCGCCACCACUCCGGCCUCACCGACGGCCUCCAGCAAGGGGUGGACUUGGUCGGAGGGUACUACGACGCCGGCGACAACGUGAAGUUCGGUCUUCCGAUGGCGUUCACGGUGACGCUCUUGUCGUGGGCGGUGCUGGAAUACGGCAAGGAAAUAGACGCCGCCGGCGAGUCCCGCCACGCUCUCGAGGCCAUCAAGUGGGGGACUGACUUUUUCGUCAAGGCUCACACUCGUCCUCAUGUCCUUUGGGUCCAGAAAUUAUUUGAACAACAUGCACAAUUUGUUCGAAAAUUUAUGAUGUGAUAGAAAUACUUGUUGACUCUGAUUUUGGGAAGGAAAAAAUAUUGCUUUAUUGAAAAAUAAAAAAUUAUUAACAAUAUACAUUUGAAUAAGUGCAACAAUAAACUGAAAAGAUCGAACAUGACCUAUAUGUUUAAUGCAAAUAAAUUCAAUUUUGUUAGAUAAAUUGAGUUCGAUUAAUUGGGUAAGUCUUACUUGAAAUGAAAAGAUUAUUAGCCU